Penicillium canariense is the source of this 1254-nucleotide messenger RNA. RefSeq lists its product as uncharacterized. The transcript has 3 exons. The coding region runs from base 1 to 1254 and encodes 417 amino acids. The record is from RefSeq and is a predicted model, not a curated record. NCBI's taxonomy places the organism in Eukaryota, Fungi, Ascomycota, Eurotiomycetes, Eurotiales, Aspergillaceae.
AUGCUGGCUCUCCGCGACCAGGAAAACCUGGUAAACACCCACCAGAACGCCGCCGCGGCCAAGCCUUUGAACCAGGGUAUCAACAAAAUACCGCCCAAGACUCCCGGCAAGUCGGUGCCACUGAACGACGAGAACAACCCCCGCGCAUUCGGAAAGGGUACGAUCAAGGGCAACAAGAACCGCCUGGAGAAUGGAAAACCGGCGUUGAACGCGUUUGUUACACCUGGGGAGGCGCGACACCGUGCUCCCCUGGGCAACAAAACGACCAAUCUAAAGACCAAUGCGUUCAAGACUCCUGGUCAAUUCGGAGGAACAUCGAAGUUCGAGAAGACAAACAAUCGGAGGACUUCGACUGCACAGAGAAUCAAGAAGGCCCCUCCCGUGGCUCAGCAAGCUCAACCCAAGGUCUACACCGAAGCUGCCCAAGAUGAUGUGCGGGACAUUGAAUACAUGCCCCCCAAGCCCACAGAUCUCCCGGAUCUGCCGGAUGAUAUUACAUAUGAUACCACAUUCCCGCAAUUCCAACCGAGGAACCGCGCCUUAGGCUUGGAGAGCGUGUAUGGGAAGCAGGAAGUGGGCAGUGAUGGCCUGACCAAGAAACAGCGCAAGUUCCAGGAGGAUUCCGUGAAGUGCGACAGAAUGAUCAAUGAAACCAUCAUGAAGCAGCUGGACGACAUUGGCUUCAACGGGCCCAGCGACGAUACGGCUGCUAAAGCUCCCAAACAACGGCUGAAAUCCAUUCACCGCAAGGCGCCCUCGACCAGCGCUCGUCUCAUGCAGAGUGUUCCUACGAUUCGAUCCCGUGAGGCCGCCGUUGCUCUUGCAGCGCCGAGGCCCAGCUCAACUCCCGUCAGAACCCUUCCUGUUCCCAAAUCCCGAGUCGCGUCUGCUGCAUCUGCUCUGAUGCCUCAGAAGAAGACCAGAAACCCGACCAAUCCUUCCUCUAUGCGCAGUACUGCCGCUGCCGUCGCUUCCAACACCACUGUCGGGUACUCCAAGGGACGAAGUGUCUCAUCCACCCUGCGCGAAACUGCCUCCGCUCGGAAGGCCUCCAAGUCGGAGGAUUUGCUCUCCCCGAAAACCUACAUGGAGCUCUACGGCAUGCCGCCGCUGGACUCGGAGAUGUGGACCCGCUGCAAGGCUGCGGGCUGUUUUGAUACUCCAGAAGAGAAUGCUGCUUCUCAGGAGCUCGAGGAGCAGCUCCCAACCUUCGGGGAGGACGAAGAAGCGGAGAGCUUCCAGCUUACGCUGUAA